AUGAUGAGUCACAACGCAAAGGAAUGGCAGGAAUAUGAGUCACUCCUGGAAGAUGAGACGCGGGAUUUAGUGGAACUACCAAAGGAUCGGAAGGCCAUAGGAUCAAGAUGGGUGUUCAAAGUUAAGCAUCAGAGUGACGGACGGGUGGAGAGAUACAAGUGCAGACUCGUCGCUAAGGGAUACGAUGAAACUUUUUCACCUGUGAUGCUGACUGGGCUGGUGACCAGGACGAUCGUCGCUCGGCAACUGGCAAUGUGUUCUUAUGGGUGGAGGAGCAGUGAGCUGGCUCAGCAAGAAACAGUCAACUGUUGCUCUUUCAACAGCGGAGGCUGA
Molecule: messenger RNA, 333 nt
Organism: Onychostoma macrolepis
Lineage: Eukaryota; Metazoa; Chordata; Actinopteri; Cypriniformes; Cyprinidae
Exons: 2
Coding region: 1-333 (110 amino acids)
Source: RefSeq, a predicted model, not a curated record